GUUUUCCCUUCUGCCUGUUUAACAGGACUGAGUGAGAAACGGACGGCCCUUCUGAUGCUCAGUCACGGGGAGAGAAGCUGCUGCGGAUAUCCGUCUCAUACCUGCCUCACAACGGGCUCCUCUAGUCGCUGAUUUUCCUCUUCCCCCACUGACCGUUUUUUGUGAAAGCGAUAUAAAAAAGAUGCUGGUUUUGGUUUCGUAACAAGCUGCACCGGGUAGCAGCGCGCGGAGGAAAAUAUAUGUUUCCGAGGAUGCGGAUUUAACGGAAAGACGUUAUGUGUGUUACCUGGGAUUUGUAACCGUUAAAAACCGUUACAUUCUGAAUGAGCUUAGUCGCACGCAUCGAGAUAUUGUACAUGUCUGCUGAGAUAUCUCACACAGUGACGCGGUAGUAACAACAUCGACAACAGAAGACAAAAUAAGAGACAAUAAGGGGAGGAUUGCCCUCGAUUUGCCACUGCCAGACUCUUGUGCCCUCGCUGGUCCCGCCUCCGUCCAGCCCCCACCCCGCUCAACUCCCACGGACAGAUUGUCACGGACUUCUUUACUGCCAGGUUGAAUGUGUUUUCCUCCAGCCUGGACACCAUGAGCACCAUCUCGCCGACGGAUUUUGACAGCUUGGAGAUCCAGCAGCAGUACAAUGACAUCAACAACCGCUGGGACCUGGCAGCUGAGACUGACUGGGAUAAUGAGAACAGUUCAGCACGACUCUUCGAGCGCUCACGCAUCAAGGCUCUCGCAGAUGAGCGUGAAGCAGUGCAGAAGAAGACCUUCACCAAAUGGGUAAAUUCUCACUUGGGCCGGGUGACCAGUCGCAUCGGGGACUUGUACACCGACCUCCGCGAUGGCCGCAUGCUCAUCCGCCUUCUGGAAGUGCUCUCUGGAGAACAGCUGCCAAAGCCCACAAAGGGCCGCAUGCGUAUCCACUGCCUGGAGAAUGUUGAUAAAGCCCUGCAGUUUCUCAAGGAGCAAAAAGUCCAUCUAGAAAACAUGGGCUCACAUGACAUUGUGGAUGGUAAUCACCGUCUCACGCUGGGUCUCAUCUGGACAAUCAUCCUUCGCUUCCAGAUCCAGGACAUCAGUGUGGAGACAGGGGACAACAAGGAGAGAAAGUCAGCUAAAGAAGCCCUGCUGCUUUGGUGCCAAAUGAAAACUGCUGGAUACCCCAAUGUCAACAUCCACAACUUCACAACCAGCUGGAGAGACGGUCUGGCGUUCAGUGCCAUCGUGCACAAACACAGACCUGACGUGAUUGAGUUCGACAACCUGAAGAGGUCCAAUGCUCACUACAAUCUCCAGAAUGCUUUCAAUGUGGCUGAGAAGGAUUUGGGACUCACUAAGCUGCUGGACCCAGAAGAUGUUAAUGUUGAUCAGCCAGAUGAAAAGUCCAUCAUUACCUAUGUGGCGACCUACUACCAUUACUUCUCCAAGAUGAAAGCCCUGGCAGUGGAAGGCAAACGUGUUGGAAAGGUACUGGACUAUGCUAUUGAGGCUGACCAGCUGAUAGACAAGUAUGAGUCCCUUGCCUCAGAGCUGCUGCAGUGGAUUGAGCAGACCAUAGGGACGCUGAACGAUCGGCAGCUAGCUAACUCACUGAAUGCUGUGCAGAACCAGCUCCAGGCGUUCAACUCAUACCGGACUGUGGAGAAACCCCCCAAAUUUACAGAGAAAGGGAACUUGGAGGUUCUCCUUUUUACCAUUCGGAGCAAGAUGAGAGCCAACAAUCAGAAAGUGUACAUGCCAAGAGAGGGCAAACUCAUCUCUGACAUCAAUAAGGCAUGGGAGCGAUUGGAAAAGGCAGAACACGAACGAGAGCUGGCUCUGAGGAAUGAGUUGAUUCGCCAGGAGAAGCUGGAGAUGCUCGCUGCACGUUUUGACCGCAAAGCAGCUAUGCGGGAGACGUGGCUGAGUGAGAACCAGAGGCUGGUGUCUCAGGAUAACUUUGGGACUGACUUGGGAGCCGUGGAAGCUGCCACCCGUAAACACGAAGCCAUCGAGACAGACAUCGGGGCUUAUUGGGAACGCGUGGCUGCUGUGGAGUCCGUUGCCAAAGAGCUGGAAGCCGAGAGAUACCAUGAUGUGCGGCGUGUGACUGCGAGAAGGGAUAACGUGCUCCGACUCUGGGAAUACCUGAAAGAGCUUCUGGCCGCACGAAGAGAGCGGCUGAACGCCCAUCGUGACCUCCAGAGACUGUUUGAAGAGAUGCGCUACAUUAUGGACUGGAUGGCAGACAUGAAGGGUCGUCUGCAGUCUCAGGACAGCGGCAAACAUUUGCAUGAUGUUUUAGAUCUCCUGCAGAAACACACUCUGGUAGAAGCGGACAUAUCCGCUCAGGCAGAGAGGAUCAAGGUGGUCCAGGGAUCUGCACAGCGCUUCACUUUCUAUGAACAGGCCUACAAACCGUGUGAGCCGGGGCUAGUUAGUGAGAAGGUCGACCAGCUGGGUCAAGCCUAUGAAGAACUCGGUCAGCUUGCUGCAAACCGCAAAGUUUGCCUGGAGGAGUCGCGCCGUCUGUGGCAGUUUCUGUGGGAUAUUGGAGAGGAGGCAGCCUGGAUCAGAGAGCAGGAGCAGAUCCUGGCGAGUGGGGAGUGUGGCCGUGACCUCACCUCUGCCCUUCACCUGCUCAGCAAACAUGAAGCCUUCACGGAUGAGAUGGCAGCCCGUUAUGGUCCCCUGAGUAACAGCAUCGCUGCCGGAGAAGCUUUGGUUGAGGAGGGACACUUUGGAGCCCCAGAGGUCACCGAGAGGAUUCAAGACAUCCAUGCACAGUGGGCACAUCUGGAGGAGACAACCAAGCUUAGAGAGCAGAGCCUCAAGGAAGCUGUGGCCCUGCAGCAGUUUCAAACAGAUGCUAAUGACAUGGAGGUAUGGAUCAUGGAGACACUUAGACAGGUGUCCAGUCAGGAGGUGGGCCACGAUGAGUUCUCCACCACAACCAUUGCCCGCAAGCAGAGGGAGAUCGAGGAGGAGAUCCAGAGUCACCGCCCCGGCAUCGACUCCAUGCAUGAGCAGGUCCAAGCAAUGCCAGAGGCCUAUCUAACAAUCCCUCAGGUGGAGGGUCGCCUUCCUGCUAUUGAGCAGAGCUUUGAAGAACUGGAGACUCUGUCAGUAGCUCGCCGCCAGGCUCUGGAAGGCGCCCUGGCCCUCUACCGCAUGUUCAGUGAAGCUGGUGCCUGCCAGCUGUGGGUGGAGGAGAAGGAGCAGUGGUUACACAGCAUGGAGAUCCCCACCAAACUAGAGGACUUAGAGGUGGUGCAGCAGAGAUUUGAGACACUGGAACCUGAGAUGAACAACCUAGGCACUCGUGUCACUGAUGUGAACCAGGUGGCCGAGCAGCUGCUGAGCUCCGAAAACUGCAAAAAAGACCAAAUCAACCAGACACGAGACCAACUGCACGACAGAUGGAACGAGUUUGAAAAAUUGGCUGGCCAGAAGAAAGUUGCCCUGGAUUCGGCUCUCAACAUCCAGAACUACCACUUGGAGUGUAACGAGAUCCAGACAUGGAUGAAGGAAAAGACCAAAGUGAUUGAAUCCACCCAGAGCCUGGGCAACGACCUGGCUGGAGUGAUGGCACUGCAACGCAAACUCACCGGCAUGGAGAGGGACCUGGAGGCCAUUCAGGGCAAAUUAGAUGACAUGAAAAUUGAAGCUGAAAAGCUGGCCGAGGAACAUCCAGAUCAGGCCGGAGAGAUCCAAGGGCACCUGGCAGGGAUUCAAGAGGUGUGGGAGGAGCUGAACGCCACCAUGAAGCGGCGCGAGGAGUCGCUGGGCGAAGCCAGCAAGCUGCAGGGCUUCCUCAGGGAUCUGGAUGACUUCCAGUCCUGGCUGUCCCGCACCCAGACAGCCGUGGCCUCAGAGGACAUCCCCACCUCUGUGACGGAGGCUGAGAGUUUGCUAACCCAGCACGAGAAUAUCAAGAACGAGGUGGAUAACUAUAAGGAAGACUACGAGAAGAUGAGGGAUGUCGGUGAGGAGGUCACCCGAGGUCAGACGGAUGCCCAGUACAUGUUCCUGGCCCAGAGGCUCCAGGCUCUGGACACUGGAUGGAAUGAGCUGCGUCGUAUGUGGGAGAACCGUCACAGCGUUUUGGCCCAAGCCUUUGACUUCCAGACGUUCUUGAGAGACGCAAAGCAGGCGGAGGCUUUUCUCAACAGCCAGGAGUAUGUGCUGUCCCACACAGAGAUGCCUACCAGUCUUCAGGGAGCAGAGGAAGCCAUUAAGAAGCAUGAGGACUUCCUCACCACCACAGAGGCCAGUGAGGAGAAGAUACAUGGUGUGGGGGAGGCUGGACGGCGCCUCAUUAAUGACAGUAAUGCAAACUCUGAUAAGAUCCAGGAAAAAGUGGAUUCAAUCCAGGAAAGGCAUCUUAAGAAUAAGGAGAAUGCUAAUGAAUUGCUGACAAAGCUUAAAGAUAACCGUGAACUGCAGCACUUCCUUCAGGAUGGACAGGAGCUCACAUUGUGGAUCAAUGAGAAGAUGCUGACGGCACAGGAUAUGUCUUAUGAUGAGGCCAGAAAUCUUCACAGCAAGUGGCAGAAACAUCAGGCCUUCAUGGCUGAGCUGGCCUCAAACAAAGACUGGCUGGACAAAAUUGAUAAGGAAGGUCAGGCGCUGGUGGCAGAGAAGCCGGAGCUGAAGCCUGUUGUUCAGCAGACCCUGGAGGACCUCCAGCGGCAGUGGGAGGAGCUUGAGGGCACCACCCGCACCAAGGCCCAGUGCCUGUUCGAUGCUAACCGGGCAGAGCUGUUCACACAGAGCUGCUCUUCUCUGGACGUCUGGCUGAAAAACCUUGAGGGUCAGCUGCAUAGCGACGACUACGGCAAAGAUUUGACUAGUGUCAACAUCCUGCUCCAGAAGCACCAGAUGCUGGAGAACCAGAUGGAGGUCAGAGAGAAGGAGGUUCAGUCCAUCCAGUCUCAGGCUCUGGCUCUGUCCCAGGAGGACGCUGGCCUCACUGAGGUAGACGGACAGCAAAAGCAUGUCACUGACAACUUCUCCAACCUUCAGGACCCUCUCAAACUGAGGAGACAGCGGCUGCUCGCCUCCAAAGAAGCACAUCAGUUCAACAGAGAUCUGGAAGAUGAAAUUCUAUGGGUGAAAGAGAGGAUGCCCCUGGCAGACUCCACAGACCAUGGAAAAGACCUGCCCACUGUGCAGCUGCUCAUAAAGAAGAACCAGACACUGCAGAAGGAGAUCCAGGGUCACCAGCCGCGUAUUGAUGAAAUCCAGAGACGAGGCCAGACUCAGAGCCAGGUGGACGGUGAGAGGCAGUCGGCCCUUGAGGGGCGCCUGGUUGAACUGGGGGAACUCUGGGAUCAGCUGAAAGCCGAGACAGACAAGCGCCAUGAUCGUCUAAUAGAGGCCAACCGCGCCCAGCAGUUCUAUGCUGAUGCGGCGGAGGCAGAGGCCUGGAUGGGAGAACAGGAGCUGCACAUGAUGUCAGAGGAAAAAGCCAAGGAUGAGCAAAUAGCGCUAGUGAUGGUCAAGAAGCACCAGACCCUGGAACAGGCCCUUGAGGACUACGCCCAAACCAUCCACCAGCUGGCCAACAGCAGCCGCCUUAUGGUCACCAGUGAACACCCAGAGAGUGAGAGGAUCACCCUACGGCAAGCACAAGUGGACAAACUGUAUGCAGGGUUGAAAGACCUCGCUGAGGAGCGUCGCGGGCGUCUUCAGGAGAGGCUGCGGCUGACCCAGCUGAAGCGGGAGGUGGAUGACCUGGAGCAGUGGAUUGCUGAGAGGGAGGUGGUAGCUGGCUCCCACGAACUAGGACAGGACUAUGAACAUGUCACUAUGCUGAGGGACAAGUUCCGGGAGUUUGCUCGUGACACCAGCACCAUCGGCCAGGAGCGAGUAGAUGGAGUCAACGAGCUGGCAGACGACCUGAUUGAGUCGGGUCACCCUGAGAACGCCAGCGUGGCCGAGUGGAAGGACGGGUUGAAUGAGGCCUGGGCCGACCUGCUGGAGCUGAUCGACACACGCACACAGAUGUUAGCAGCCUCCUACGAGCUGCACCGCUUCCACCAGGACGCCAUGGAGGUGCUCAGACGCGUGAAGGAGAAGAAGGAGGGUCUGCCUUCAGACCUCGGCCGGGAUCUGAACACCGUUCAGCAUCUACACAGGCAGCACAACACAUUUGAAAAUGACAUCCAGGCCCUCAGCGGACAGGUGAACCAGGUGCAAGAUGACGCUGCACGCCUACAGAAGGCUUACGCUGGAGAGAAAGCUGAUGACAUUAACAGGAGUGAGAGUGCUGUGUCUAUUGCCUGGGAGGCUCUGCUGAAGGCCGGUCAGGCCCGCAGGCUCCUCCUGCUGGACACUGUGGAGAAGUUCCGCUUCUUCAACAUGGUGCGAGACCUCAUGCUCUGGAUGGACGGCGUCAACCUGCAGAUAGACGCUCAUGACAGCCCCAGGGACGUGUCCUCUGCAGGGCUGGUCAUUGCCAAUCAUCAGGAUAUCAAGUCAGAGAUUGAGACCAGGGCUGACAGCUUCACCGCCUGCGUUGAUUUGGGAAAAUCUCUCAUCAACAACAAUCACUAUGCAUCUGAUGAGAUCCGGGAGAAACUGGCUCAACUGCAAGAAAAGAGAGAAAGGAUCAACAGAAACUGGCAAGACAAGAUGGUUCAUUUACAAAUUGUGCUGGAGGUGUUGCAGUUUGGUCGCGAUGCCUAUGUGGCAGAGUCAUGGCUGGCAGGGCAAGAACCUCUGGUGCGAGCAGCAGAGCUGGGCUCUAACGUGGACGAGGUCGAGAGCCUCAUAAAGCGCCAUGAGGCCUUCGAGAAACUCGCUACAGCCUGGGAAGACCGCUUUGUGCUGCUGGAGAAACUCACCACGCUCGAGGAGCAUGAGAUUCAGAGGAGGCGAGAGGAAGAGGAGCGAGCGCGGCGACCCCCUACACCCCCCCCUGCAGAAGUGGCACAAUCUGAGGCAGAAAGUCAAGCACAUGAUUCUGCAGCCAGAACCAGUCUGGACCAGACCACACUCAAUCAGACGGUGUCGGUGAAUGGAGUGCACAGCGACAACGACACCUCGCAGCAGUCAUUAUCGCAAUCGUUGUCAGUGGGACAGAAAACUCAGCCUAAACGUGUGUGUAAGCCAAAGCAGCCGGAGCGUGGCUCAGAGUCAGAGUCGAACGGACCCGGCAGAGACAGCGGGCUGGCGUCGUCUCGCCUCGAGCCCUCGGCCACGUUACCCAGCAGGGGGGGGGCCGAGUCCGAUCCAGACACCAUGGAGGGCAUGCUCUGUCGAAAACACGAGAUGGAGUCCCACAGCAAAAAGGCAGCUACCAGGUCCUGGCAGAACGUGUACUGUGUCUUAAGAAAAGGAAGCCUCGGUUUCUAUAAAGACGGAAAGAGCGCUAGCAACGGCAUCCCUUACCACGGAGAGGUUCCCAUCAGCCUCGGGGACGCCGUGUGUGAGGUAGCCAACGGAUAUAAGAAGCGGAAAUUUGUAUUCAAACUCAGCAGGCUCGGGGAUGGAAAAGAGUUCCUGUUCCAAGCAAAGGAUGAGGCGGAGAUGAGCGCCUGGAUCAGCUCCAUCAUCAGCUCCAUGCCCACGGGGUCAGGUGACUCGCCGGUGGGUCCGCGGGCCCUCAGCCGCGCCAUGACGAUGCCCCCCAUCUCCCCCAGCUCAGGGGAAGGGGGAGGAGUCACCAUGCGCAACAAAGACGGGAAAGACAAGGAUCGUGAAAAGAGGUUCAGCUUCUUCGGCAAGAAAAAAUAGAAACACUUUUAAAAAUCGAUGGAAACAACAUUUACAUCUAAAUUUCAGCAAACAGAAGCAGGCAGAGAGUAAACUGCUCUCAGAUCAGCCCCGGGGGAUUCUCAACGUGGCUUUCAAAGAACUUUGUUCAAUUUUCCUUCUCUCUCAUUCUCUCCCUCGCCAAUUUUUGUAUCCGUCAUUUCGUUUUUCGUUCACCAAAAUCAUAUUUCACAUUAAGCUGCACCCAACUAUGAAAGCCCUCAUCCAAUUUCAGCCGACCCGCUGAGAUUAUAAAUCUAAGUCAGUGUCGGGGGGUUUGGCAUUAACAGGGAUUCAGUUUCAAUCCACCAAAACGGCCUUCCUUCAGCAUGAAUAGUUUCUCUUCAGUGAGUCUUCACUAGCGAGCCGUUUCCAUGACGAGCCGCUAAUAAAACAAUGGAUGGCGGCUUUCCACUCUGGUACACACCGGUUUUAUUUCCUCGCUCUUAAGCGCUCAGUUUUUUUGGGAAGGAUCACUUCAAUCGCUUUUUCUGUUCUCUGUAUUGAUGUUAUUAACCUGACUGAUAUUUUUGCUGUUAUUAUUAUUAUUAUUUAUCUUUUGCUAUUGCUGGUUUGAGAAAACAAAGUAAUUAAGUUUCCAGUAGAUAAUCUCGAUUCAUGUUGUGGAGAGAAACACUUUUGGUUAAACUAGUGGAGAAUGUUGGGCUUGCCCUUGUAUGUAUUAUUAUUAUUAUUGAUUUCCUUUAGGAAUGACAGUUGAUGAGGUGUUUUGAGAAAAAAUAAAGCUCAUUGAAUUUUAGCAGUGUGCAGAUCACAAGUUUCAUUGGGAAAAUGAUAUAUAUAUAUUUAAUAAGUGGUUUUAUUUUUUAUUUUGUCUCUAAUUUUGUCUGCAUUUCAUUUCCUUUGAGUGAUCUUUUUCUGCUUGAUUUUCACAUUUCUUUAUUUCUGUACAAAGCAGAUAAGAUUAGUUUUCUAGUGUGUGUGUGCGAGUGUGUGUGUGUGAGUUGUGGUGCCGUGGAUUUUGCACGUUAAUGUUAUUCCUGCUCAAACGUGGCCAGAUGAAUGCUGCUUUUCGGCACCGCAGACAAACGUAAUAAUUACUGGAAUUAUUUCAAAAAAUCGGCUUUUCCUUUGCUUCUGGUUUUUAAUUAUAUGUAAGCUGACAUUACCAAUGAAGUUCCACCAGACGGUUUCAUUAUUUCUGUUUUUUUAAGUCUUCUAAUAUCUAUUUCCGUUCUUAAUUUACUGGUGUGAAGGCAUGGGGGCAGUUUGUAGAUAAAAAAAAAAAAAGCUGAAGCACAUUUUCUGUGGCGGACGCAGCUGAGCAAGACAGAUGGACAGGUCUCAUUAAGUGAAGAGAGGGAUGUGGAAGUGAUUUUGGACUGGAAAUAUGCUUUAUGUGCUACCUGACAGAGAGAGGAGCCUUACUUGAACCCACAACAAAUUCACAGACCCCCUUUUUACAAACCCAUCCUCCAUUCGAACAGUCUUAAAGGAAGAUAACGUAAUACGGAGAUAAGAAUGUUGAAAAUGUGCCCUGUGGCAAUGACCUCGUGUAUGUCAGUGGAUUUCAAUGAAGGUACAGCAAAACUCACAGCAAAGAGGGGAAGAAAAUCCUAAAUUGUCUCUUAGAUGAGAUUGCAUAUGUGGCAUGACUUCAUGUAGGUUUAUACGUGUAUGUGUCUCAUCAUUGCCAUCUCUUCUGUGUUGAUGUACUCUUAAAAACGUGAGAUCACUUCAUUUCCAAGGUUGGAGAUAAACUAAUUAAAUGUAAUUGGCAUUUGCAUUGAUCCAGACCAUGAUAAUGGCAAUAUAGUUAAUGUAAAAUGUGUUUAAUAGUGUCCUCAAAUAGGGUACAUGUUUGAAAUGACAAGAGCAUUUACAGUAUAUUGUGAGACUGUAGGCGGUAGUAACAUUUUAUAUUAAUUGGUUGUUAAGUGUUAUUAUUGUAAGUCACUUCAAUCCAAGUUCUAAUUUGCCUUUUCUAACUGCCAAAAAUGCAACAGGAAGUAACAGGAUAACAAUUCUGAAUUCAGGAGUUUAAUGGAAUAUUUGAGAUAGGUUGCUAGUUAUAACAUAUUUGUAACUUAGCACACCUUGAAAGCAACUCUUCAAAGCUGGUAAUGGAUGUACACGCCAUGCCUUGGAGGCCACAGGAAUGUCUCACCAAACUGUUGAGCUGAAAAUAAACUGGAUGCUGUUUGAACAGGUUGGCCUUAUUUAUCUACAGUCCCAAUUGAAUGUGGAACCAGUGAUUUUAUAUUUUAAAUCUAACACCCUCCAAGCCAGAAAAUUACCUAAAGAUGGACUUUGAGACUAUUUGACAGCACUUGACUACCUUGUCUCUGUCAGUGGGAUUUUGUAUCUAGGGUGUGACGCAGCUCCCAGUGUAAGCAGCCUUAAACUUAAGCUGCUCUAUUGGGGCUAAGUCAUUGAGGUCGGUGCAUACAUAAGUGAGCCAACGCAGGAGUCAAGUGGAUUAGCUGUUUCCAGUGUCUAUAGCUACCUUGUUCUGGACAUCAGAUAAAGCAUCCAGUUAAGGACUAAAGGUCACACAGUGCAUUUUCUUAUCAGCUCAUUUGAAUGUGAAUGAUUCUAAUUAGUUUGGCCAAAUUGGUCAUGUGAAGCAGAAGUAUUUCUCCUACUUGACAUACUGGACACACACAUUAAACCUGUACUGUAUAUUUAAUGCAGAAUGACCCUGGCGACCUAGUGUUUAUAGGGAACGUCCUCAGCUGGCUGUGAUUUCACAUUGCAUACGGCAUCCGCUCAAAAAAGGAGCGUUGUGCUACUGGUGAGCUUUGACCAGAACAUUGGGAGUGAUGUGUCGUUGUCAAAGAGAGGGGUCUUUGGUUAAGAGAGUACUUGAAACAAUGGGUUACUUGAUGAAGAAAAACAACCACUUUUACUUGUUUGGUAUUAGAUAUUGGUGAAAUUAUGCUGGUGACAAUUUGAGCUUCCUUUUUUAGAAGGCGGCAGGGUAUUUGCUGUCUAGUGGGAGCUUGUAUUUUUGCAUCCAGUGGUCUGUCUUGCAGCAUUUGAUAAGCCUGUCCUCCUACCUUCAUUUCUCAUUACUUUUGACGAAUGUCUGUUCCUUCCUCUGUAAUUCAGAGUUGUUAAUACCACAACUAUUAUUAAUUGCUAUUAUUAUCACUAUUGCUACUGUUGUUACUAUUACUACUACUGUUACUAAUGCAACUUAUUAUUGCAAAAGUUAUAACUGCUGUCCAUUUUCAGGUACGUGUCUGUGAUACCAGACCCUUCCACACGAUGUCAGUGUGCUGUGGAGCAUUUUCAUUAUGAAUCGAAAAAUAAUGUUUGUUGACUUGUGUAUCUACAUCUAAUAUUAGGAAUAAUAAAACAUGGUUUAAUGAAAA
Gymnodraco acuticeps is the source of this 11078-nucleotide messenger RNA. It is a transcript of the gene sptbn2, whose product is annotated as spectrin beta chain, non-erythrocytic 1. The transcript is spliced from 41 exons. Gene Ontology annotation, cellular component: cortical actin cytoskeleton; spectrin; cell projection. Gene Ontology annotation, biological process: actin cytoskeleton organization. Lineage: Eukaryota; Metazoa; Chordata; Actinopteri; Perciformes; Bathydraconidae. The coding region runs from base 586 to 7722 and encodes 2378 amino acids. The record is from RefSeq and is a predicted model, not a curated record. Gene Ontology annotation, molecular function: structural constituent of cytoskeleton; phospholipid binding; actin filament binding.